Pteropus alecto (black flying fox) is the source of this 1461-nucleotide messenger RNA. It is a transcript of the gene MLC1, whose product is annotated as megalencephalic leukoencephalopathy with subcortical cysts 1. Lineage: Eukaryota; Metazoa; Chordata; Mammalia; Chiroptera; Pteropodidae. Gene Ontology annotation, cellular component: cytoplasmic vesicle; endoplasmic reticulum; plasma membrane. The record is from RefSeq and is a predicted model, not a curated record. Bases 1 to 1461 code for a protein of 486 amino acids. Gene Ontology annotation, biological process: regulation of response to osmotic stress. The transcript has 15 exons.
AUGGCCAAUGAGGUCUCUGUGCUCGCUGUAACCGUUAGCAUGGACGGCUUGGACAUCCAACAGAUAUCUCAACCCCAUCAUCAAAACGAAACUCCUGACCCUCCCACCUGCGUCACCAUCUUCUCUGUCACAGCCUUCCACCCGGGGGCCUGUGGCACCUUUGCCCCAGUCUCCGUGAGACUCCCGUCCUCGCCUGUGCGUCUUCGCUCAGAUGCCUCCUCAUUCUUGCUGGAAGCCCAAGGCAGGAUGACUCGGCAGCAGCAAGCCCCUCGCGCAGAGACCAGCACUGCCACCGCCCGAAGUGGCUGGAGGGAGGCGCGGACGGCGGAGCUUACUGCCAUGGCACGGGAGGAGCAGUGCAGGGAGGAGCUCGGCUACGGCCGGAUGCCCACCUUGGAGCGAGGGGGCCCGGACGUGGGGGGCUUCUCCCCGGACGCCAAGCCCGGCGACCUGCAGCUGUCAUCGCGGCUGCCGCCGUGCUUCAGUCACAAGGCCUGGGUCUUCUCCGUGCUGACAGGGACCUGCCUGCUCGUGACCUCGGGGUUCUCGCUGUACCUGGGAAACGUGUUCCCCUCGGAGAUGGACUACUUGCGCUGCGCGGCGGGUUCGUGCAUCCCCUCGGCAAUCGUGAGCUUCGCCGUUUCCAGGAGAAACGUCAACGUGAUCCCCAACUUCCAGAUGCUGUUUGUUUCCACAUUUGCUGUCACCACGACGUGCUUAAUCUGGUUUGGUUGCAAACUUGUCCUGAACCCAUCAGCGAUAGACAUAAACUUCAACCUGAUCCUGCUCCUUCUGCUCGAGCUCUUCACGGCGGCCACGGUGAUCGUGUCCGCGCGGUCCGGAGAGGCGUCCUGCAGGCAGAAGGGUUCCAUCGCUGACAGCAGCAACAUUCUGUAUGAAGUGACAUUUCCUGCUCGGGUCCUGAAGUCCUAUUCGGUCGUGGAGGUGAUUGCCGGCGUCUCUGCCGUUCUGGGCGGGGUCAUCGCUCUGAACCUGGACGACACCCUCUCCGGCCCUCACUUCUCAGUGACUUUCUUUUGGAUCUUAGUGGCCUGUUUUCCCAGUGCCAUCGCCAGUCAUGUGACAGCAGAGUGUCCCAGCAAGUGUCUGGUGGAGGUGCUGAUCGCCAUCUGCAGCCUCACGUCCCCGCUGCUGUUCACAGCCGUGGGGUACCUGACGUUCAGCGUGACGAGACUCUUGGAGGCGCUGGAAGCCUACCCACCGGCCCUCCAGCAAUCCCACGACGCGCUCCUGCUGCUCCUGCUGCUGGCGCUGCUGCUGCAGGCGAGUCUGCACACGGGCACCGUCAUCCGCUGCGUGGGCUUCAAGGCGGGCGCCUCCCGGGAUGCCACGCGGGCUGGCCCGCAGGAGCGCCCGGCGGGCGAGGUGGCCCGCAGCCCCCUGCCGGAAUUCGACAGGGAGAAAGCCUGGAGAGCCGUCGUGGUGCAGAUGGCCCAGUGA